AGCAAGCAAAGCAUCCCCUUGAAAGCCGGCGAGGCCCAAGGGGCGCGAAGAGGCGAACGGGUGGCUGUGACGAAGCCGGGAUCCGGUCUUCCGUUCCCGGCUCUAUUUAUGUCCUCCACCAUCGAUUCCACGCACCAAAGCUUAACGCAACUCCAUCGCACCACUAUCUCUGAUCACCCGUAGCUUCGCCGUUCCGGCAGAUUAACCAAGGAAGAAGAAGAUGUCGUGGCAGACGUACGUUGACGAGCACCUGAUGUGCGAGAUCGAGGGCCACCACCUCGGCUCCGCCGCCAUCCUCGGCCACGACGGCACCGUCUGGGCCCAGAGCGCCGCCUUCCCCGCGUUCGAGCCCAAAGAGAUGACCGACAUCAUGAAGGAUUUCGACGAGCCGGGGCACCUAGCCCCGACCGGCAUGUUCCUCGGAGGCGCCAAGUACAUGGUCAUCGCCGGUGAACCUGGCGCGGUCAUCCGCGGCAAGAAGGGAUCAGGAGGCAUCACCAUCAAGAAGACAGGGCAGGCGCUGGUCAUCGGCAUCUACGACGAGCCCAUGACCCCUGGGCAGUGCAACAUGGUGGUGGAGAGGCUUGGCGACUACCUCGUUGAACAAGGCAUGUAGGCCGGUUGAUCCAUGGCCUGGACGACAUGAUCAUAUAUAGUUUCCACGUUUCUUUAAAACAUCUAUGGAUAUAUGGGGCUUCUCCUCUUUUUACCGGCUCUAGUCUGAUAUGACUAGUCGCUCUGAAAAGUUUCAUUUAUUUUGUAAUGCCAUUUUUUGGCUUUCUGCUUUUCUUUUCCCUUCACGGUCGGUGCCUCAUUUUGGUUUGUCACGCGAAUUGCGUGUUGAGAUCGAACAAAUUCUGGGACUUUUGUUAUUGCAUUGUAAAGAUAUAUUUCCUUUUUGUGUGAAAGGAUUGUUUCAUUCAUUGCAAUGUGAGUACAGAGAGAUUUAAAAAUA
Brachypodium distachyon (stiff brome) is the source of this 955-nucleotide messenger RNA. RefSeq names its product profilin-2. NCBI's taxonomy places the organism in Eukaryota, Viridiplantae, Streptophyta, Magnoliopsida, Poales, Poaceae. The coding region runs from base 221 to 616 and encodes 131 amino acids. The transcript is spliced from 3 exons. Gene Ontology annotation, molecular function: actin monomer binding. Gene Ontology annotation, cellular component: cell cortex. The record is from RefSeq and is a predicted model, not a curated record.